GGGGGAUGCUGUGUAACAAUGGGUGCUUUGUGAGAGGAGGACUGGCCGUAGCAGGAGUGGGGGGCCUCUGCAGCGCUGAGCAGAGCCACUUCAUUAGUCAAGGCUCUCCCUCCUCCCUCCAUUCUCUCUCUCCUCCUUCUGUCAUUCUCUCGCUCGCUGUCGACAUAACACACUCUGAAGUCUGGAACCAGCCAGUAGAGCCUGCGUGGUUUUGUUGCGCUUUCUGUUUUCCGGUCAGAAGCAGGGUGGAGACGGGGUUUUCCGACUAUCUGGGGGUUCUACGCAGCUCUUUUUGUACAUGACUAUUGUCUUCCUCCUGUCUUAAGGAUGACAAGGUGAAUCUCCUCUGAUUGCAGCGAUGGCAGUGCAGGCUGGCAUACAGGUGUGGUUCAGGGAGAAGUUUGACACGCCCCUGCAGAGUCCUCGCAGCCCUUUGACCCUGCGCCAUGGGCCGGGCUUGGCCGAUGUCUUCCAGUAUGACCAGUGGCUGGCCGUGCGCCACGAAGCCACACUGGUACCCAUGCAAGAGGACCUGGCCAUCUGGCUCACCGGGAUGCUGGGAGAGGAGGUGAGAGCGGAGAGCUUCAUGGCGGAGCUGAACAAUGGGGUGAAGCUGUGUCAGCUAAUCGGAGCUCUGCAGAGCAGGAUCUCUCAGAGCGGGGCCUCUGAUAUGGGCAAGUUGUUUCCCAUGAAGAAGGUGACAUGCAAGUGCAAUGCCUCUCCAGGGUCCUUUUUCGCGCGCGACAACACUGCCAACUUCCUGGGCUGGUGUCGCCGCAUAGGUGUGGAGGAGACGUACCUGUUUGAAUCAGAGGGCCUAGUUCUGCACAAGGAUCCCCGGCAGGUGUGUCUGUGUCUGCUAGAGAUCGGCCGCAUCGUCUCCAAGUAUGGUGUGGAGCCUCCGGUGCUGGUGAAACUGGAGAAGGAGAUUGAUCUGGAGGAGACCCUGCUGAAGACGACAGAGCCUGCUCCUGCAGUCAAAACCUUCACUGUGUGCUGCCAGCAUGGGGGCCUCUACCAGCCUGGGGAGCAACAUCUGACGGACGAGCCUCCGUGUAACUGCUCCCAGAGAGUAUCUAUUGAAUACCUGUCAGAGGGCCGUUACAGACUGGGAGACAAGACCCUCUUCAUCCGGAUGCUGCAUGGGAAGCAUGUGAUGGUGCGUGUGGGGGGUGGCUGGGACACCCUAAGGGGUUUCCUGCUCAAGUACGACCCCGGCCGGGUGCUCCAGUUCACAACUCUGGAGCAGAAGAUCCUGGCAUACCAGAAGGGGCCACCGGGCUACGGCUCUGCAGCAGCGGCCCCUCUACCUGACAUGGACCCUCUUGCUGCAGUCAACCUCAUCCCCUCGUCUUCCUCCUCGUCUUCCUCUGGUUCGGCCUCCAAAGCUACCUGCACCCCCGUCUCGACCCCAACUCUGCCCAGGAAAGCAGCUGCAGCACCCAAAAAGAUCCUGCAGAUGCCCCUUCCCUCGCCCAAGAAGCCCACCCAGAAGCCCUUGCCAAUUCCCAAAAAGGUGGCUGCUGUGUCACCCACCCUGUCUUCGCAGCAGGGCCCAAGCCCUUCACUUCACAGUGGCAAGAGCCAGCAGACGGCACCACUGCUACAUUACUCUUCUGCCCCCAAGCUGAAGCUCCGGCCAUCCCCUUGCGGCGCCCUCUACCAGCCCCGUAGCCCUGUGUGCCCCGAGCCCUCCUGUAAAUGUCCUAAACCCUCCUCCACUCCAUCCACCCACACCUCCAUCACAGUGCCUCGCCCCGCCACAGCCCCAUCGAGGGUACACUUCCAGAAAGAUGGCCGACCCCCAACCGGCACCACCCAACGCCGCCUGUCUCAGAGGCGGCCCACCUCCCCGACCUCAAGCCUUCGUCUGGAUGUUGCAAGACUGGUCCGUCCAACCCCCCGGGUGGCUGUGCCAACACCCAGGCCUGCAACGGCCCAACCCACCAGGGCACUAAACCCUACCUCCAGGAAUGCCACAACAGCCCUGCCCAAAUCCAACAUCGCGCUCCCCAAGAGCAAAGACACAACAGCCAAAAGCCAGGCCCAAACCAGGGCCAUCCCCAAAGUGGUUGUGCCUCCAUGUGGUGGCACCCCUGGGUGGGUACCAGGGGCCCCUAGUGGCUCUUCCGCUGUUGGCAAGACCAACCAGAGAACGGUACCAACUGCACAGAGGGCAGGACGGAGGCAAGAGCCUACCACCAACACCCCCUCUCUCAAACCAGAGCCCACCAAAACGGCCCCCCGAAAAACCAGCCCCAACAUCAAAGCCCUCCCCUCCCAAAAGAACACUGCUCUCACGAAGAAGACCCAACUCAAGAACAAAAGCGAGGACCCUUAUUUUGAAAUGAACAGUAGAAGGCAUCAGAAGACGUGAGACGUAAUUGGGGGACAUAUAUAUAUCCAACCGGUUAUAGAUGCAGCAACUGUCAAGACACAAGCUAGUGUGUAACUUUCAAAACGUCAUUUGCAUUCUACCAUUUUUAUGUUUAUGUUUCUGUUGGUUAGAUUUUUUUUGUUACUUUGUCUCCUUUUAUUGUCCUGUUGUCAAAAGCUUGAAGCUCAUGCUUCAAUAGCAUUUUACAAGAAGUCCAUUUUUAUACUGUCUUUGAAUGGGUUGAGAAGUGAGUGAUACUGAUUUUAUCUGAGGUCAGCUCAAUUCAGUCUUUAGCCUAACAGAAACACUCAAUGGAAGUGUUGUCAACCAACAUCCCUUCAACAGCCCUUUGUUUCUUAUCCUUUUCCCUCUCCACAGAGGGCUCACUCUUUGUCCAUCUGAUCUGAUACAUAUUUUUUCUCUGCAUAUUAAAGUUUGACUUUUAAACAUUGACAUUUUCUUUUCAGAAAGGGUCAUUUCUGUGCAAAGCAGAGCUAAGUAAGGCAGCACACUUUGAACAUUUGCUUUUUGAGUUUUCAAUAUUCAUUACAAGCAGGUUACUGUAACCAAAGUUUCACAUAUUUGACAGAAAAUAUAACUGGACUGAAUGUUUGUCCUCUGUGUGGAUAAGCAUUUCAUUGAUGGAGGUAUGAUUGAAUAUAGAUGUUUGUUUCUCUAUGUCACAGACUGGAUGAUGAAUGUGGUAUUUUCCAUUUUAGAGGUCAAAUUAAGCACUGUUGGAAUGUUUCUCGUGUGCCUUUAGAAAUGACUGUUGUUGCUGAGUGGCUUUAGAAUGUACUAGAAGCUAGGGUUUUAAUAUUUGUUUUUACAAAUGAGAAUUGCACAAAGUACAAGCACUCAGACUGAGUUUUUUUAUGAUUAUUACAAGGUCAAACCUCAAAUGAAUUACUACUGAUAAUAAUAUGCCUCUAACACAUCCUUUGAACACGUAGUAGACAACAAAGGGACAAGCAAAGCCCUUAAUCAUUUUACAGAGGGGGAAGUUAACGUGAGGUAGAUUUUAAUUUGUUUAUUUUCAUUGAUCAUGUUUUUACUUUUCUGCGUGAGCUUCACGUCUAAGUUACUUUAUCUGUUUUCUUGGUCAGCACUUUAUUAAAACCUCUUGGUGUGUUUGUCAAUUUGGAUGUUGAUUCUGUUGAUUUGUGUUGUCUGAUCUACUUUUGUUACAUUGUCCAAUAAAAGGCCAAACGUUGCCAGACUUCCUU
Molecule: messenger RNA, 3603 nt
Organism: Oncorhynchus gorbuscha (pink salmon)
Lineage: Eukaryota; Metazoa; Chordata; Actinopteri; Salmoniformes; Salmonidae
Product: GAS2-like protein 3
Exons: 9
Coding region: 359-2377 (672 amino acids)
Biological process (GO): actin crosslink formation
Cellular component (GO): actin filament
Molecular function (GO): cytoskeletal adaptor activity; microtubule binding; actin filament binding
Source: RefSeq, a predicted model, not a curated record